AUGGAUCCCAAUAACCCCUUUUACUCAAUACUUUCUCAAAAUUGUAAUGAUUUAGAUGAGAAUUUCAUGAAUCAACCUCAAUUUCAACUUUUCCUACAAAGAUUGAGCAACACCUCUCUGCAAAAUCCUCCACAACAACAAAUACCUCCACAACAACAAAUACCUCCACAAAUUCCAACUGAAAACACUGAUUACGAGCAAUCACCUCCUGUCUACCAAGGAAGUAACUCUCAGUACGAUGAUAGCCAAGAAGAAAAUGUGCUUGAGACACCUCAAUACCCGCCGUCGACUCAAAGAAUGUCGGUGGGUUCCAACCAACAACUCGCUAAAGCUAGUCGUAUUUGUGGAAAUGCGAUAGUGGGUACGGGCAUGAAAGCAGCUGAACUUUGGCGACAAAUAUCUGUGGCGUACGACAUGGUUCAAGCUAGGCAGCCAGAAAUACUACCACCUAGAAAUGCGAAGAGUUUGGAGAACCGUUGGAGAAGGAUGGCGACAGAUGUACUGUUAUGGACAAGUUGUUAUGAUGAAGCGGGUCCGUUAACUGGAAGUGGAUUCAACGAAGUUGAUCGAAUUCAAAAGGCCUCGAAGUUGUUCCAUAUAUCAUCCAAACCACCACACAAUUUUGUUUUUCCCCACGCUUGGGAAAUGAUAAAGAAUGACCCAAAGUGGAGGCCGAAACUCAGAUGGGCAUUGUCAAUAAAGGAACGACAGGAUUGUCAACUGCGUUCGGAAGGGGACACCGAGGAUAGCAAUGGAAGUGGAAAGAGAUCGAGAACUGACAGUGAAGCUGAAGGAGAUGUUCCCGUUGGUGGGUUUUCAUCAGGAGGUAUACCCAGACCCGACGGGGUAAAAAAAGCAAAGGCUAAGCGUAAGGGAAAAGCUACUGCUCAUGAUAGUGCAAUUUUAAGUAUUGGUGAACAGAUACAGGCUUGUACUGAAGUUAGAAGCUUUGAGGCAAAUUUACGGCAACAAAGGUUGGACCUUGAAAGGGAAAAGGAAAAGAGGAAAAACAAACAGGUCGAAUUACAAGAGAAGAAGAUGAAAUUUGAUAUGUUGCAAGCCAUUAUGUCAAAAACGACGCCACUUACACCAGCUGAAGAAGCGUGGAAGGAGGAACUAAUUCAAGAAGUGUAUGGUGUAAAGUAG
Chenopodium quinoa (quinoa) is the source of this 1146-nucleotide messenger RNA. RefSeq names its product glutathione S-transferase T3-like. NCBI's taxonomy places the organism in Eukaryota, Viridiplantae, Streptophyta, Magnoliopsida, Caryophyllales, Amaranthaceae. The record is from RefSeq and is a predicted model, not a curated record. Bases 1 to 1146 code for a protein of 381 amino acids. The transcript is spliced from 2 exons.